AUGCCUUAUAAGUGGGGCAUCAAUCCAGACUGGACCUAUAACGACACACACCCUGCCGAGUUCUACAGUGGUGCGAGUAAGGCCGGGACGCUAGUGCUGAUGCUCAACACGCUCGAGACCGAGGCGGAAAAGGCAGCGGUUUGGAGUGAGAUUCCACAGUUGAGCAAUGGCAAGUGCUUCCAGGUCAUCAACGUGUGGACGGGCGAGGAUCUAGGAUGCGUGAGCGAGAGCUAUAAGGCGAAGGUGGCAAGACAUGAUACAGCUGUCUUACUUGUGAGUAAGAGCUCGAGCUGUGAUUGUAAAUGA
Messenger RNA from Morchella importuna, 306 nucleotides. RefSeq lists its product as uncharacterized. The transcript has a single exon. NCBI's taxonomy places the organism in Eukaryota, Fungi, Ascomycota, Pezizomycetes, Pezizales, Morchellaceae. The coding region runs from base 1 to 306 and encodes 101 amino acids. The record is from RefSeq and is a predicted model, not a curated record.